AUGGCCCCUCGAAGUGCUGCUAAGUCGGCGCAGAGUGGCAAGGCUGCUCGUGGAAGGGCAAAGAAGGCAUCACGAUCCCGUACGAAUGUGCCUACUUCCGAAACUGAGGAAACCGUACUCAACGAUACGGCCGAGUCUUCUACGCCUACCAAUUCUGCUAAGUCAAGCAAGAAGACUCCUCCGCGCAAGAAACCGCCCCCUCGUACGCCUGCGAACGAGAACGAAGAUGACGACGGAAGUGAGACUGACGACGAUGACGAUGUUACGAUUACGCACGUAACCAAUUUGAAGGAAUUCGGUCCCCAGGCUGCACAGCUUCUUCCGGAAAAGCUCUUUGGCAUUGCAAUUUCUGAAAUCGACUUUCGCACUUCCGAACCUCGACCUCUCGUAUUGCGUACUAAGAAGUCGAAGGAAAAGAGUGAGAUUGAGUACGUUCUCAAUUUUACUAGUACGCAGAACUGCGACGCUAUGCUUCGCUAUCUCUUUGGCGAGGAGGUAAUGGACGACGAUGGCAACCCCAAGGUGUGCGAGAAGUGUUUGAAGGGCAACGGAGCACUAAUUGGCUGUAUUGUUGGAAACGGUGCCUCCUCCUGUGCCAAUUGUGAUUGGAAUCGCUCUGGUGCCGCCUGCUCCUUUACGAACUCUCCCCGCAAGCGUAAGCAUGCCAAGAGCGACGACGAGGACGAUGACGACAGCGGCUCAGACAUCUUGGAGGGUAUUGACCGCAAGACCUGCCUCAAGAUUGCUGCUAUCUUCCGUAAGGCUACUGACAAGAAGAAGAAGAAGCAUACUUGA
Fusarium poae is the source of this 795-nucleotide messenger RNA. RefSeq lists its product as uncharacterized. The record is from RefSeq and is a predicted model, not a curated record. NCBI's taxonomy places the organism in Eukaryota, Fungi, Ascomycota, Sordariomycetes, Hypocreales, Nectriaceae. Bases 1 to 795 code for a protein of 264 amino acids. The transcript is spliced from 3 exons.